AUGGCGGACCAGUCUGCGCCUUCUGGGGCCAAGGAUGCUGUCCUCGUUAAAUCCGAGGAUAUGCCCGCUGAUGCUCAAAAGGUGGAGGAGCUCGACUUCAACAAGCUCAAAGGCCCCAUCACCGCACACGAUCUCUUCAUCGGCAUGCGCCACAUGGGCUUUCAGGCUUCUGCCAUGAGCGAGGCCAUUCGAAUCAUAAAUGAAAUGCAAGCUUGGAGAGACCCAGACACUGGGGACAAAACCACUAUCUUUCUCGGCUACACUUCUAAUCUGAUAUCAUCUGGCCUCCGCGGUGUUCUUCGCUGGCUCGUCGAGCAUAAGCAUGUCUCUGCAAUUGUCACCACAGCUGGUGGCAUCGAGGAAGAUUUCAUCAAGUGCCUCGGCGAGACCUACAUGGGGUCCUUCAGCGCCGACGGGGCCGAUUUGCGCAAAAGGGGCCUGAAUCGCAUUGGAAACCUGCUUGUACCCAACGCCAACUACUGUGCUUUCGAGGACUGGGUGGUACCUAUUCUCGACAAGAUGCUCGAGGAGCAAGAAGCCAGCAAGGGCACCGACGACGAGAUCAAUUGGACCCCGUCCAAAAUCAUCCACCGCCUCGGCAAGGAGAUCAACGAUGAGCGCUCCGUCUACUACUGGGCCUAUAAGAACGAUAUUCCCGUCUUUUGCCCAGCGCUGACAGACGGCAGUCUCGGCGAUAUGCUCUACUUUCACACCUUUAAAUCCUCGCCUCAGCAGCUCAAAGUCGACAUCGUCGAGGACAUUCGCAAGAUCAACACCAUCUCCGUGCGUGCCAAGCGGGCUGGCAUGAUUAUACUGGGUGGCGGCGUUGUCAAGCAUCACAUUGCCAACGCAUGUCUCAUGCGUAACGGCGCAGAAUCUGCAGUAUAUAUCAACACAGGACAGGAGUUUGAUGGCAGUGAUGCUGGCGCCCGACCAGACGAGGCUGUGUCGUGGGGCAAGAUCAAAAUUGGCGCAGACAGUGUCAAAGUAUACAUGGAAGCGACAGCCUGCUUUCCAUUCAUUGUGGCCAACACUUUUGCCAAGGACAUCUGA
This is a messenger RNA of Cordyceps militaris CM01, 1053 nucleotides long. Its product is annotated as Deoxyhypusine synthase (DHS). The coding region runs from base 1 to 1053 and encodes 350 amino acids. The transcript has 3 exons. Gene Ontology annotation, cellular component: cytoplasm. Gene Ontology annotation, biological process: peptidyl-hypusine biosynthetic process. Gene Ontology annotation, molecular function: deoxyhypusine synthase activity. The record is from RefSeq and is a predicted model, not a curated record. NCBI's taxonomy places the organism in Eukaryota, Fungi, Ascomycota, Sordariomycetes, Hypocreales, Cordycipitaceae.